Molecule: messenger RNA, 1376 nt
Organism: Lucilia sericata (common green bottle fly)
Lineage: Eukaryota; Metazoa; Arthropoda; Insecta; Diptera; Calliphoridae
Product: UDP-GlcNAc:betaGal beta-1,3-N-acetylglucosaminyltransferase-like protein 1
Exons: 5
Coding region: 101-1342 (413 amino acids)
Source: RefSeq, a predicted model, not a curated record
UAUACGUAACAAACAUAAUAUUACAUGAUUUACAACCGGCAAAAAAUUUAUGCAAAAAUAAUUUGCAAUUAAUUAAAAAAACAAAUAUAUAAACCCAAUCAUGCCGGAAAUAGAAGAAAAACAAGACUUAAUAUCUGUGAUUAUUACGGUUUUAAAUGGUGGCCCUUGGAUAGAUAGUUGUAUGGAAUCGAUUAUUAAACAAACAGCUGUACAAACACAACAACAAUUGCAGACCUUAGAAAAAUUGCAUUUGGAUGAAGCGCAGAAUCCAUUUAUGUCAACCAUGACCAACUCACCAAAAACAACAGCAACAACUGCAACAACACCAACCCACAAUUUAGCAACAAGUCUAUUAGAUGAUAAUGAUGACGUAUUAAAACCCCUUAUAGAGGUUUGUGUCUUUGAUGAUUGCAGUAGUGAUGACACUCUUAAAUUACUGUAUAAAUGGCAGUUAAAUUUAAGAGAAAAUUUUAAUAUUGAUAUGCAUAUAGUAGAGAAUUUAACGGGUAAACCAAAAGGAGUGGGCUAUGGACGCAAUCGAGCCAUAGAGGCUGCCAAGGGCAAUUAUUUAUGUUUUCAAGAUAUCGAUGAUGAAAUGCUAACGUCGCGUAUUUGGAAACAAUAUAAUUUAGCGAAGCAAUAUAAAAAUGCGAUAAUUGGCUCCAAAUUUAUACGCACACCCAGUAAUUCAACCUGCCGUUUUACCCGCUGGGCUAACGAAUUAUCCCACGAUAAAUUAACUAUACAAAUUUAUACCUCUAAUGGUCCCACUAUUAUAAUGCCCACUUGGCUGUGUCAUCGUCAAGUUUAUGAACUUAUUAAAGGGGGAUUUUCCGAGCAAGGCAAAGGUUGCCCUGAGGAUUUAAUAUUCUUCUAUCAACAUUUAGAUAACCAGGGUGUAAUUAAACGUGUCGAAGAAUGUUUGCUAAAAUAUCGUUAUCAUGCGGAGGCCACUACUUUUAGUGUGGCUGCCAGAACCAUUUGGCAUAUAAGACUUAGCCACUUGCUGGAGAAUGUCUUAAGAAAACCGCCCUGGAGUAAGGGUUUCUCAAUUUGGAAUGCUGGGAAGCAGGGUAGAAAAUUCUUUAGGGAUUUGCCGCCGGAGGAGAAGAAAAAAGUUAAGACAUUUUGUGAUGUGGAUAAAAAUAAAAUCCAUAAAUUAUAUAAAUAUUAUGAUGCAGUUUUAAGGCAGAUUACCUUUUCUAUACCCAUAGUACAUUUUUCGGUGGUGGAGCCGCCAGUGGUGAUAUGCAUGAAAUUGGAUUUAACUAAUGGUGAUUUUGAAAUGAAUUUACAAAGUUUGCAAUUCGAAGAAGGAAAAGAUUAUAUUUUGUUUACAUAAAUCGAAAGUUUGGAGAGUUCACUAAACCAGAAGA